This is a messenger RNA of Ctenocephalides felis (cat flea), 1308 nucleotides long. RefSeq names its product nucleoside diphosphate kinase 7-like. Lineage: Eukaryota; Metazoa; Arthropoda; Insecta; Siphonaptera; Pulicidae. Gene Ontology annotation, cellular component: centrosome. Bases 1 to 1308 code for a protein of 435 amino acids. The record is from RefSeq and is a predicted model, not a curated record. The transcript is spliced from 8 exons.
AUGCAGUAUUUGCAUCUUGUUUUAGAAAAAGUCAUAACGGUCAACACCGACAACGGUUUUCCGGUUAGAAAGCCUUGGAAAAGUCCGUUAUUUCUGAGCGCGUGUUGUGCUUAUCUCGAGCAUACAAUAUAUUCAAAACUCAAUUCUAUGCAGGAGCAAGAUUUUGCGUUCUAUUUUGCUUUUAACACAGAAUGGUAUGAUCCGACAUCUAGGCUUCGAAGAAAAUUCAUUGUAUCUUACUAUCCAGCAGAUGAGACGGUGGCAAUGUGGGAUAAAACCUUCAAAAAGAAGUUUUUGCAGCGAAUGAAUGUUGGACUCAAAUCCGAAGAUUUUUUUGUCGGAAACAGGAUCACCCUCAACUUCAGGCCGAUGUAUAUUGUUUCAUAUGCCAACGAAUUCACCAAGAAUUAUUUUAGUUCCCGCCUCACAGUAACGUUUGCAUUAAUAAAACCUAAUGCUGCACCCGAUAUGGGAGCUAUAUUACACAUAAUCAAUUCUAAAGGAUUUCGAUUUGUAAGACUGAAAAUGUCUAAACUUACUAGGCCCCAAGCAAGAAGCGUUUAUGGACACAUGUCAUCUGAGGAUCAAAUGCUUGCAAUGCUUAUAAAUGAAAUAACAUCCGGAUAUGUUAUUGGAAUGAUACUGGCUGCGGAAAAUGCUAUUAAAGCAUUUAUGGAGUUAAUUGGACCUGAAGAUCCAGCCGACGCAAAGGAACAAGCGCCUUGCUCCAUACGUGCAUUGUAUGGACAAACCAAGUUGAAAAAUGCUAUUUAUGGCUCAACUACAUAUGACGAACUUGUUAGGGAUUCUGCGAUAUUCUUCCCUCCAGAUCCAACAAAUGGGAUCACAAAUACUGUACAUUUGGGUAAUUCUACCCUUUGUAUAAUUAAACCUCAUGCGAUCAAAGAUCAGAUGACUGGGGCCAUCAUUCAACAAAUUCAAAAAUGCGGAUUCGUAAUUGGAGCCAUGCAAAUGUUUUAUAUGGACAAAGUGAAUAUGCUCGAGUACUUAGAUGUCUACCGAAACUUGCAUGCUGAUUAUCCGAGAAUGGUGUCAUCAAUGAUUGAGGGACCGCUAAUUGCAAUGGAAAUUAUGACUCCAGAUAAUGACCCUGAUAUUGUGCAGUUGUUUAAGGAUAUCUGCGGUCCUUCACAUCCAGAAAAAGCACGCCGCAUUAAACCUUGGACACUUCGUGCAAAGUUUGGGCAGACGAGAAUAUAUAAUGCAAUACAUUGUACUGAACUUCCGUGUGAUGGAACUUUAGAAGUCUGCUACUUUUUCAAGAUAUUAGAAGAUUUGGCGUAUUAG